UUUCAUGCUGAUGUGAACAUGAGACAUGCUGUGUUGUAUCUUUGUGAUAUGCUGAAUUUAUUAUCACAUCACAUUUCAAGCAAUCUACUUAAUGUCAUGCCUUUUCUGUCUGUGUCUUGUGUUUUGCAGAAAGUCUCCUGGAUGAGUCGGAGGUGUCGGUCUCCACCCAGCUCACCACCGUGGGAGAGCUGGCUCCAUCCAGCAGCCAGCCGGCGGCGGCGUCCCAACAGCUUCCCUCUGCCUCUGCCGGCAUCCUGCUGGAUCUCUGAUGGGAGACCGCCUCUGUCAUCGAGUCCAUCCUCGCUGACUUCAAGGGGCCAGCAGGUCUAGACAUAGACAGCAUCCCCCUCUUCAAGUCUGCAGAGGCCGUGGAUUCGCACUCUGCGACAGCGAGCAAACAUCUUGGAUGCAUGCAGGAUCCCCCUGGCAUCCAGCUGUGUGUGGCUGUGAAGACGGUGGUGCUGAAUGGCGUGCAGCUGAACAAGUACAGGUGCCGGCGUGGCAGCAACUGUCUGGAGGGGCUGCAUGCACACCUGUACAACGCCAUCCCCUCCAAGAGAUGCGGGAUCAUGCCAUUCCAAGUGUACCUCAUUGCAUUUACCGUGCAGUGGAACACCCGCAUGGAGGCCCUCCGGGUUGCUGGUAGUCAGGGACGGCAGACGACGUGCAUGGACCCCCGGCAGAUCCAGCGCAUGAACCAGCAGGCUGAGGUUCUCUUUGGCAAGGAGCACGUGCCGGAGCCCAACUUUGCUGCUCUCCUUCCAUACCCUGAGCAGUACCAGGACCCAGAGGAGGAGGAGCUGCUUGGGGUGGAGUACGCCCUGUGCCAGUCCACUGCCUUCACUGCAAGGCAGUACUACGCCCAGAAAGCGGAAGACGAGCAGUCCCAUCAGGAGGAGGAAGAGGACUCUGCAGCAGCUAAUGAGAGGAUGGAGGAGGAGGAGCUGCUGGAUGAGGGUGUGGCCAUGGAGGAGGAGGACCCCAUAGACGGCGUCUGCAAGCAGCACGCCGUCCUCACCCAGGCAGUGGAGGUGAAGGAGGAGGACAGCCCAGCUCUGCAGGACGUGCUCAUGAGCCAGCGGCAUCUGCACCUUCCUGGCAUCGUGGAGGUGGAGGCCCUGGCCGUGCUGCUGCUGGAGCUGACGGAUGACAGCGACCACCACCACCUCAUGCCGGUCGCCCUCCGGCAGAAGAUUGUCACCGCUGGCUCUCUCCACGAGCAUGACAAGACUGCCACCAACUUUGUGAAGAAGUACGAGUCCAGGUGGGGCUACACCCUCUUUGGCCGAUGCCUGGGGCCGGAGACCCCCGAGAACUCCGCCGCUCAAAAGACAAAGUUUGGCUGGAUGAGGCACCCGCAGGCUGCACAGGUGACAGGACAGCCGUCUGCUCUACCUGCUCGUUAA
Messenger RNA from Cyprinodon tularosa, 1406 nucleotides. RefSeq lists its product as uncharacterized. Bases 411 to 1406 code for a protein of 331 amino acids. The transcript is spliced from 5 exons. The record is from RefSeq and is a predicted model, not a curated record. NCBI's taxonomy places the organism in Eukaryota, Metazoa, Chordata, Actinopteri, Cyprinodontiformes, Cyprinodontidae.